AGUGUUGGGCUAAGGGCUGACUGGCAGGGGGCAGGGGAGCUCAAAGAUCUGGGGCGCUGCCAGGAAAAGGCAAAUUCUUAAAGUUAAUGGUUUGGAGUGAUUUUUUAAAUCCUUGCUGGCGAAGAGGCCCGCCUCUCCCCAGUAUCAGCGCUUCCUCAUUCUUUGCCUCCGCGGCUCCGCGGUCUCGGCGUCAGACCAGCCGGGGGAAGGCUGUUUGCAAUUUAAGCGGGCUGUGAACGCCCAGGGCGGAGGGGCGGGGCCGGGCCCGGCCGUUUUGCAUAAAGGGGCGUGCCCCCCAGGCGGGCUCUAUAAGAGCGCGCGGAGGCGAGCGUGCGCGCAUUGCAAGCUGCUCUAGGGGCUUUCUGGCCUUUUCGCCCUGUCGCCACCUUUUGCAUCACUCCCCAGCAUGAAGGCGCUGAGCCCGGUGCGCGGCUGCUACGAGGCGGUGUGCUGCCUGUCGGAACGCAGCCUGGCCAUCGCGCGGGGCCGAGGCAAGGGCCCGGCGGCCGAGGAGCCGCUGAGCCUGCUGGACGACAUGAACCACUGCUACUCGCGCCUGCGGGAACUGGUACCGGGAGUCCCGAGAGGCACUCAGCUUAGCCAGGUGGAAAUCCUGCAGCGCGUCAUCGACUACAUCCUCGACCUGCAGGUGGUCCUGGCCGAGCCGGCCCCUGGGCCCCCAGACGGCCCGCAUCUCCCCAUCCAGACAGCCGAGCUCGCUCCAGAACUUGUGAUCGCCAACGACAAGAGGAGCUUCUGCCACUGACCCGGCCGUCCUGGCACCUCCAGAACGCAGGUGCUGGCGCCCGUUCCGCCUGGGACCCCAGGACCCUCUCCGGCCGGAAGCCCGAGGGCAUGGAUGGGCCCCAACCUCGCCCUGCCCACUUGACUUCCCCAAACCCCUGCCUGGAGGCUGGACCUGGUGCCCGGGAGAGGACUGUGAACUUGGGUGGCCUGAAGAGCCAGAGCUAGUUCUGGCCUCCAGCUGGGCAACGUCACCCUGCCCCCACCCCACCCCCAAGUUUUAAGGACUGUCUUUUCAGAGUGUGGAGGUGUUGGGGGGGGAGUGGCUGCUCUCCAAACUCUGCCAAGGUGGCGGUAGAGCUGGUCUUCUGGUCUCCUUGGAGAAAGGCUCUGUUGCCCUGAUUUAUGAACUCUAUAAUAGAGUAUAUAGCUUUUGUACCUUUUUUGCAGGAAGGUGACUUUCUGUAACAAUGCGGUGUAUAUUAAACUUUUUAUAAAAGUUAACAUUUUGCAUAAUAAACGGUUUUUAAACAGUUGUGUA
This is a messenger RNA of Microcebus murinus (gray mouse lemur), 1285 nucleotides long. It is a transcript of the gene ID3, whose product is annotated as inhibitor of DNA binding 3. Lineage: Eukaryota; Metazoa; Chordata; Mammalia; Primates; Cheirogaleidae. Gene Ontology annotation, cellular component: cytoplasm; nucleus. The record is from RefSeq and is a predicted model, not a curated record. Gene Ontology annotation, molecular function: transcription regulator activity; protein dimerization activity. Gene Ontology annotation, biological process: circadian regulation of gene expression; negative regulation of transcription by RNA polymerase II; cell differentiation.